Molecule: messenger RNA, 5037 nt
Organism: Kogia breviceps (pygmy sperm whale)
Lineage: Eukaryota; Metazoa; Chordata; Mammalia; Artiodactyla; Physeteridae
Gene: MAGI3
Product: membrane associated guanylate kinase, WW and PDZ domain containing 3
Biological process (GO): signal transduction
Cellular component (GO): cytoplasm; cell-cell junction
Molecular function (GO): protein binding
Source: RefSeq, a predicted model, not a curated record
GUGGGUUUGAAAGCGGCAGUUUCCUGGCAGCUUGGGCAGGCGUUGGUCUCAGCGCUCAAGCUCCGCAGCGGCCACGAUCGAUCCUGCGACGGUUCUACGCACGCUUCUGCGCGCCCCCGACGGAUUUUUCCCGUUCCGGCUCUUCCCCCUUUACCUCCCCGCCCCCCUGCUUCUGCCUUUCCCGCCGCUCCGGCGCGUAGCCCGGGGGCCAGCGGUCGGCUGUGACCCCGCCCGAAACCCCUCUGGAGCCGCCCGGGGACAAUCCCCUUCUCUUUUCUUCAGCCUAACCCGCUGGCCCUCGCGGACCCGGGCCAGCCCUGGGGAGCGCCGCCGGGCGGGGCGUCCGAGGGGCGUCUCGGGGCUUGGAACGGCCCGGCCCCCAGCGGGCUGUGGUCGGGGUGGGGCGCCGGAGCGGCGAGGCCCCCCUCUCCAGGCUGCGCGGGCCGCCCGGGGCCCCCAGGGUGAGAGGGGGCCGGAGCGGCGCCCCCGGCGCCCGCGCGGGGUCUCCCCCAUGGUGCAGCGGGGUUCGGGAUGUCGAAGACGCUGAAGAAGAAGAAGCACUGGCUCAGCAAGGUGCAGGAGUGCGCGGUGUCCUGGGCCGGGCCCCCGGGCGACUUGGGCGCCGAGAUCCGGGGCGGCGCGGAGCGCGGCGAGUUCCCCUACCUGGGGCGGCUCCGCGAGGAGCCAGGCGGGGGCACCUGCUGCGUCGUCUCGGGCAAGGCGCCCAGCCCGGGGGAUGUGCUGCUGGAGGUGAACGGGACGCCUGUCAGCGGGCUGACCAACCGGGACACCCUGGCUGUCAUCCGCCACUUCCGCGAACCCAUCCGUCUCAAGACUGUGAAGCCAGGUAAAGUCAUUAAUAAAGAUUUGCGACAUUACCUGAGUCUUCAGUUUCAGAAAGGAUCAGUUGACCACAAACUGCAGCAAGUGAUUAGAGAUAAUCUCUAUUUGAGAACUAUUCCAUGCACUACAAGGGCCCCCAGGGAUGGGGAAGUACCAGGGGUGGACUAUAAUUUCAUUUCUGUUGAACAGUUCAAAGCACUGGAAGAGAGUGGAGCAUUAUUAGAGAGUGGAACGUAUGAUGGAAACUUCUAUGGAACUCCCAAGCCUCCAGCAGAACCCAGCCCUUUCCAGCCAGAUCCAGUUGAUCAGGUCCUCUUUGAUAAUGAGUUUGACACAGAAUCCCAAAGAAAACGAACUACAUCUGUCAGCAAGAUGGAAAGAAUGGACAGUUCUCUUCCUGAAGAGGAAGAAGAUGAAGACAAGGAAGCUGUUAACGGUAGUGGAAAUGCAGCAGAAAACAGAGAGAGGCAUUCUGAGUCGUCUGAUUGGAUAAAGACUGUCCCAAGUUACAACCAAACAAAUAGUUCCAUGGACUUUAGAAAUUAUAUGAUGAGAGACGAGAAUCUGGAACCGCUCCCCAAAAACUGGGAAAUGGCCUACACUGAUACGGGGAUGAUCUACUUCAUCGACCACAAUACCAAGACAACCACCUGGUUGGAUCCUCGUCUUUGUAAGAAAGCCAAAGCCCCUGAAGACUGUGAAGACGGAGAACUUCCUUACGGCUGGGAGAAAAUUGAAGACCCUCAGUAUGGGACCUACUAUGUUGAUCACCUUAACCAGAAAACCCAGUUUGAAAAUCCAGUGGAGGAAGCCAAAAGGAAAAAGCAGUUAGGACAGGCUGAUACUGGGUCUUCAAAACCAGAUAUGGAAAAAUCACACUUUACUCGAGAUCCAUCCCAGCUUAAAGGAAUCCUUGUUCGAGCAUCAUUGAAAAAAAGCACAAUGGGAUUUGGUUUUACCAUUAUUGGUGGAGAUAGGCCUGAUGAGUUCCUACAAGUGAAAAAUGUGCUGAAAGAUGGUCCUGCAGCUCAGGAUGGGAAAAUUGCACCAGGUGAUGUUAUUGUAGACAUCAAUGGCAACUGUGUCCUUGGUCACACCCACGCAGAUGUUGUCCAGAUGUUUCAACUGGUACCCGUCAAUCAGUAUGUAAACCUCACUUUAUGUCGUGGUUAUCCACUUCCUGAUGACAAUGAAGAUCCUGUUGUGGACAUUGUUGCUGCUACUCCUGUCAUCAAUGGACAGUCAUUAACUAAGGGAGAGACUUGCAUGAAUACUCAGGAUUUUAAGUCAGGAGCGAUGGUUCUGGACCAGAAUGGAAAAUCGGGGCACACCUUGAUCAGUGAUCGUCUCAAUGGACCAUCAGAUCUGAGUGAGCAGAGAGCGUCUAUGGCAUCGUCAGGCAGCUCCCAGCCAGAACUAGUGACUAUCCCUCUGAUCAAGGGCCCUAAAGGCUUUGGGUUUGCAAUUGCCGACAGCCCAACUGGACAGAAGGUGAAAAUGAUAUUGGAUAGUCAGUGGUGUCAAGGCCUACAGAAAGGGGAUAUAAUUAAGGAAAUUUACCGUCAAAAUGUGCAGAAUUUAACACAUCUCCAAGUGGUAGAGGUGCUAAAGCAGUUUCCAGUAGGUGCAGAUGUACCAUUGCUUAUCUUAAGAGGAGGUCCUUCUUCACCAACUAAAACUGCCAAAAUGAAAACAGAUAAAAAGGAAAAUUCAGGAAGUUUGGAGGCCAUAAAUGAGCCCAUUCCCCAGCCUAUGCCUUUUCCACCCAGCAUUAUCAGGUCAGGAUCCCCGAAAUUGGAUCCUUCUGAGGUCUACCUGAAAUCUAAGACUUUAUAUGAAGAUAAACCGCCAAACACCAAAGAUUUGGAUGUUUUUCUUCGGAAACAAGAAUCAGGGUUUGGCUUUAGAGUGCUGGGAGGAGAUGGACCUGACCAAUCUAUAUACAUUGGGGCCAUCAUUCCUCUGGGUGCAGCUGAGAAAGAUGGUCGUCUCCGUGCAGCUGAUGAGCUGAUGUGCAUUGAUGGAAUUCCUGUUAAAGGGAAAUCACACAAACAAGUGCUAGACCUAAUGACGACUGCUGCUCGAAAUGGCCAUGUGUUAUUAACUGUCAGAAGAAAGAUCUUCUACAGUGAGAAACAACCUGAGGAUGACAGCUCUCAAGCCUUCCUUUCAACACAGAAUGGCUCUCCCCGCCUGAACCGAGCAGAGGUCCCAGCCAGGCCUGCUCCCCAGGAGGCCUAUGAUGUUGUCUUGCAACGAAAAGAAAAUGAAGGAUUUGGCUUUGUCAUUCUCACUUCCAAAAGCAAGCCACCUCCAGGAGUUAUUCCUCAUAAAAUUGGCCGAGUCAUAGAAGGAAGUCCAGCUGAUCGAUGUGGGAAGCUGAAAGUUGGAGAUCAUAUCUCUGCAGUGAAUGGGCAGUCCAUUGUUGAAUUGUCCCAUGAUAACAUCGUUCAGCUGAUCAAAGAUGCCGGUGUCACCGUCACACUAACAGUCAUUGCUGAAGAAGAGCAUCUUGGUCCACCAUCAGGAACAAACUCCGCCAGGCAAAGCCCAGCCCUGCUGCACAGGCCCGUGGGACAGUCACAGGCCAACCACAUACCUGGGGACAGAAGUGUCACAGAAGGUGAAAUUGGAAAAGACGUCUCCACUUCUUACAGACACUCGUGGUCUGACCACAAGCACCUUGCACAGCCCGACACUGCAGUGAUUUCAGUCAUAGGCAGUCGGCACAAUCAGAGCCUUGGUUGUUACCCAGUGGAGCUGGAGCGAGGCCCCCGGGGCUUUGGAUUCAGCCUCAGGGGUGGGAAGGAAUACAACAUGGGGCUGUUCAUCCUGCGUCUCGCUGAGGAUGGUCCUGCCAUCAAAGAUGGCAGAAUUCACGUUGGGGACCAGAUUGUUGAAAUCAAUGGGGAACCUACACAAGGCAUCACACAUACUCGAGCAAUUGAGCUCAUUCAGGCUGGUGGAAAUAAAGUUCUUCUUCUUCUGAGGCCAGGAACUGGCUUGAUACCUGACCGUGGUGAUUGGAAUAUUAAUAACCCUUCAUCUUCCAAUGUGAUUUAUGAUGAACAGUCACCAUUUCACCCAUCUUCACAUUCUGCUUCCAUAUUUGAAGAGUCUCGUGUGCCAGUAAUCGAAGAAUCUUUGAUGAGAGUUCAGAUAUGUGAAAAGGCAGAAGAAUUAAAGGACUUUGUGCCUGAAAAGAAAAGCACUUUAAAUGAAAAUCAGUCUGAUGUAAAACAUCAGUCUCUACUUCUCCAUAAAAAUGUGAAUAAAAGGGAUCCACCCAACAGUCAUGGGCACAGUGAUAAGAAAAAUCUCUUUAAAGUAGAAAAUGGUGUCACACCAAGAGGCAGAUCUGCUAGUCCCAAAAAGUCAGCCAGUCGAUAUUCAGAGGAACAUUUAGAAAAGAUUCCCAGUCCUCUAAAAAAUGACCCCAAAAGAAGACCCAGAGAUCGAUCACUCAGCCCCAGGAAAGGAGAGAAUAAAAGUAGUCAGAUCAGCACCAGGGCAGCUUCUGGACAAGAUCAUUGCAGAAAAAGCAGAGGACAGUCUUCAAGCCCAAAGAAGCAGCAAAAAACUGAAGGAAGCAAAGACCAAUCAAAUGCGAACCAAAGAGUAGGGGGCCAUGCUACCAACAAUGCUGAGCAGAUGUCAGAUGGGAAAGAAAGAUCAGGUGUUAUCAGGAAAGAUACAAAUCAGAGUCAGCCUGGAAAAAACAGAACCAGGUCUCCAGAGAAAAAAAGCAAGAGAAUGGAUGAAAAGUCCCUUGCAUCCAAAAAGACAAAUAACACUACUGGUAGAGCUAUAUCAGAAAAUGAAAAAGGAAAGAAAGCAAUCUUAGUAGAAACAAGUUCUAGUAAAGAUAAAAUAGGGGAAAAUGUCAAAAUAUCAGAAAAGAAGCCAAAGCAGGAACCUGAAGAAAGAAUGGUUUUAAACAAAAUAGAAGAUCACAAAAGAAAAGAACUAGAGGCAGCUGACAAAAACAAAGAGAGCGGAGGGUUCAAACCUGAAAGCGGUUCUCCAGCUAAGAAAACAACAAUAACUCCAGGGCCUUGGAAGGUGCCAAGUGCAAGUAGAGCCACAGGCACUACUGGUGUGGCUGAGAAGCGACUGUGACCUUUAGUAUAAAACAAAGAAAAAACAAGUUGUAAUUCUUUCCUACUAAAAAGCAGUGUUCCCCUCCCUCCCCCA